Molecule: messenger RNA, 918 nt
Organism: Tetrahymena thermophila SB210
Lineage: Eukaryota; Ciliophora; Oligohymenophorea; Hymenostomatida; Tetrahymenidae
Exons: 5
Source: RefSeq, a predicted model, not a curated record
AUGGAAUUAAUUCGACAUCUACCCUAAUUGAGGGUUAAUAUAAAUACCUCUUGUAAAAUUUGUGAACCCUUAUUAGAGGACUUACAGUGUAUUCAUCACUGCUAAUUUAUUAUAGCGCUUCUUCCUUUCUAAGAUUUUUUCAACUGUGUCUAAAGAAGAAGAGCCUUUAUUUCUUUACUUUUUAAUUUACUUUAUUAGUUAAGACAACUUUUAAUUGAAUUGCCACUAGCUUUAUUAGAAAUAAUGACUCCUUUUGAAAAGAAAAAGAACUCUAGGCAUUGUUUUUAUUUUAACAAUCUACGAAUUAUUAUCUCAAAACGAUACUAAGCUAUACUUUACACAAUACCUAAUUCAUUUAAUCAAAAAAAAAAAAAAAUCAGAAAAAAUAAGCACAGAUAUUAUCAUAUUUAGAGAUAAAUUUUUCUUUACAUACAUUAUAAAAAAUUAUUUAUUAAUUAAAAAAUGAAGAAAAAUAGUAAUAUAAAAAGUAAAUAAUUAGAAAUUAUGAAAACAAGUGACUUUAUUAAAGGCUUAGUUAUUAAAUAUAUGGAUAGCAGUAACUAUUCAAGAAUAACAUCAGAGAAAAUAUCACAGAUUAUAACCAAAUAUUAAAGACCAAAUUAAAAGGUUGAUGAAAGGUAUUAGUCUUAAUUUAAUGUCUCUCAUGCAACCUAUUUAAAAAUUUAUGAAUAAUUUAAACCAUCUUUGUCUUAUUAGUAUAGAAGAACAUAAAAUGGUGGACUAAAUCAAAGUAACGUAAUGCUAAAAUAUAAGAAUUUAAAUUAUAUUUAAUUAUUUCAAUAAAUACAACUUUUAAAAAUUUAUCUAAAUAGUAGGUACUAACUAUAUAAUAUUAAUUUAUACUAAUUUUUGUUUAUAUAAAAUUAUUUUAGUUUUUUUUCAUUUUAAUUACAUUGA